AUGGACAAGGUGCAGGCUUUCGGGAAGAACUUCUCUGCUUCUUUCACUCCCUUCGCGGCCCGAACCCAGCAGUAUGUCAAAGAACAGCUUGGACAGGCUGAAGACAAGACUCAGCUCCCGCCGGACUACAUCGAGCUUGAGAAGCGAGUCGAUGCUCUUAAGAAGGUCCACACUACGCUGCUCCAAGUAACAUCCCAAUACACCAACGAAGCAUACGACUAUCCCAACAACCUCCGUGAAUCCUUUAACGACCUUGGGCGCACCGUCUCCGAGAAAGUCUCCCUGCUCUCCGCCGCGACCUCCCCAGCAGAGGCCCAAGCCGCGUUGACCGCGCCUCCCUCCGCAAAGCCGCAGCCCAAGACCUUUAGCCACGCUCUUGCGCGGGCUUCCCUCAAUGGAUCGCAUAUUCUGUCAGCCGAUCACUCCGGUGCCGGCGAGGACCCUUUGUCUACAGCUCUGGAGAAAUUCGCCAUUGCGAGUGAGAAGGUCGGCGAGGCGCGCUUAGCCCAGGAUGCUCAGAUUCAGAGCAGGUUCUUGGCUGGAUGGAGCACAACGCUGAACACGAACUUGAUGUUUGCUCAGCGGGCACGCAAGGCUGUUGAGAACUCGCGAUUGAGUCUCGAUGCGACCAAGGCCAAGGCGAAGAGCGGCCCCGCUUUCUCAUUGCCCGGACAGCAGCCUAAAAAUGGCUUGGAGGACCAUGAGAUCAGCGAGGAGGCCAGGGCUCAAAUUGAGCAGGCAGAGGACGAGUUUGUGGGCCAGACCGAAGAAGCUGUGGGCGUGAUGAAGAAUGUUCUCGACACCCCCGAACCCCUCCGCAACCUCGCGGACUUGAUCGCCGCUCAGCUCGAAUACCACAAGAAGGCCUACGAGAUUCUCUCGGAACUGGCCCCGGUCGUCGACCAGCUGCAGGUCGAGCAGGAGGUGCGUCGACAUGAGACGUCCGAUUUCUAG
Mytilinidion resinicola is the source of this 954-nucleotide messenger RNA. RefSeq names its product meiotically up-regulated gene 64 protein. NCBI's taxonomy places the organism in Eukaryota, Fungi, Ascomycota, Dothideomycetes, Mytilinidiales, Mytilinidiaceae. The record is from RefSeq and is a predicted model, not a curated record. The transcript has 5 exons. Gene Ontology annotation, molecular function: protein binding. The coding region runs from base 1 to 954 and encodes 317 amino acids. Gene Ontology annotation, cellular component: cytoplasm.